Messenger RNA from Dioszegia hungarica, 1422 nucleotides. Its product is annotated as aminopeptidase. The transcript is spliced from 6 exons. Lineage: Eukaryota; Fungi; Basidiomycota; Tremellomycetes; Tremellales; Bulleribasidiaceae. The coding region runs from base 1 to 1422 and encodes 473 amino acids. Gene Ontology annotation, biological process: proteolysis. Gene Ontology annotation, molecular function: zinc ion binding; aminopeptidase activity. Gene Ontology annotation, cellular component: fungal-type vacuole. The record is from RefSeq and is a predicted model, not a curated record.
AUGAUGAAGCUCCCUCCUGCCCCACCAGAGGCUGCGGUCAAGUUCUGCUCCUACGUGACCGCCUCCCCCACGCCCUUCCACGCCACAGCCAACCUCGUCACCCGCCUCUCAUCCUCUGGCUUCACGCGCAUCUCGGAGCGCCAGCCCUCUGAUGCCCCACUCACCGCCGGCGGGAAAUACUUUUAUACGCGCAACCAAUCUUCCCUUGUCGCAUUCACCCUCCCCCCGAAACCCUCCGCCUCCACAGCCAUCUCCUUCGCUGUAGGACACCUCGACUCGUGCGCCCUGAAACUCCGGCCAAUCUCCAAGAAGACAAAAGGCGGAUACCUCCAGGUCGGGGUGGAGCUGUACGGCGGUGGGAUCUGGGCCACAUGGUUUGACCGAGACUUGUCCCUAGCGGGCCGGGUCAUCGUGAGCACCCCGAACGAGGAGAAGGGGUACACUUCCAAACUCGUCAAGGUCGAUCGACCGAUGAUGCGGAUCCCGAACCUCGCGAUCCAUCUGGACCGGACCGUCAAUGAGAACUUCAAGUUCAACAAGGAGACGGAGUUUAUGCCGAUUUUGGGAUUGGUAGAGGAGGCGAUGAAUGCUCCGGCGGAGAAGGGCGAGAAGGACGGCAAGGACGUCACGGGUCAAGGAGAGAAACACCACCCGAUGCUGUUGGCGGUGAUUGCGGAUGAGCUUGGAUGUGCCGUCGGUGAUAUUCAGGACUUUGAGCUGUCCCUGUACGAUACCCAGCCUUCAUGCGUCGGCGGUCUGUCCAACGAAUUCAUCUUCUCCCCCCGGAUCGAUAACCUCAUGACCUGCUUCGCGUCCAUCGAGGGUUUGAUCGGCGCCGUCAACUCGCCCGAUGCGGACAAGGAGACCAACAUCCGCUGUGUCAUUCUGUUCGACAAUGAGGAGGUCGGGAGUGUCUCGCACCACGGCGCAGAGUCCAACCUCCUCCCGGCGUUCGUACAGCGCAUGGUCACCCUCAAAGACUACGAGAACCUCGGCUAUCAUCAGCUCUUGGCAAACUCGUUCCUGAUUUCGGCCGAUAUGGGCCACGCCUUCCACCCCAAUUACGAGUCACGGUACGAGCCCAAUCUCGCCCCGCGGAUGAAUCAGGGUGUCGUGAUCAAGACGAACGCGAACCAGCGAUACACCUCCACCGCGCAGACGACCUUCUUGGUUCGGCGCGUAGCGAAGAAGGCGGGGGUCCCGCUUCAAGAGUUUGAGAUCAGAAACGACUCUUCCUGCGGCUCCACCGUCGGCCCCCACCUCUCCACACACGUCCGUACGGUCGACAUUGGUCUCGCCCAGCUCUCGAUGCACUCGAUCCGCGAGACCUCGGGAUCCAAGGAUGUAGAGAGCUACAUCAAGCUGUUCGAGUCGUACUUUGACGGCUUUGGCGAGAUUGAUCGGGACUUGAAGGUGGACUAG